AUUGAUCACGAGGAAGCGCUAGAGGCCGAUAGUGAGUCGCGACACUCGAGCGUACACCGACGUUGACCCGCGCAACUCCAGUGAAUUCGAGCAGUACAUCGUCACACACGAACAUAUUGGAAACACAAUGAGUGUUGACGUGAAGAAAUUGAAAGUGAACGAGCUAAAAGAGGAGCUUCAGCGCCGCGGCCUGGACUUCAAAGGCCUGAAAGCAGAGCUGGUGGAGAGGCUGAGAGCUGCCAUAGAGGCUGAGGAGGGAGGACAGCAGGAAGAGGACUACAGCCAGGACUACCAGCAGGACCACUAUAGCCAGGAUCCCCAAGAUCAAGAAGCAGCUGACAACUAUGAAGAUGAUGUCCCUCAAGAGGAAGAGGAAUGUCGAGAUUCAGGUGGUUACUAUGAGGAAGAGGAGCCAGAAGGUGUGCAGGCUUCAGACCCAAGUUACACCAUGCCAGACUUCACAGCUGAUGUUGGUCUGGCAAAGUCUGAAGAGGUGUCUGAAGAAGAGACCAAGCCUGAGGUGGAGCCAGACGAAAGUAAACGAGGAGUCAAAGCUGAUAUCAAGGUGGAAGAUGUGAGUGAGGGCCAUGGAGAUGGACAGCGGGGUUUUUAUGAGGGACAGCAACCUGAGCAGGCUGAGCAAAUCAAAGUGGAAUCUGAUAAAGGCGGUCAGUACGGUCGCAAGAGACCGUAUGAAGAGAACAGGGGCUACAGCUACUAUGAGCGCCGGGAUGAAAAGAGGUCGCGCACACCACAGCCUCCUGCUGAAGAUGAGGAAGAGAUGAUUGAUGACUCUCUUAUAACAAUUGACACAUACAACUGUGAUCUGCACUUCAAAGUGUCCCGAGAUCGCUACAAUGGGUACCCAUUGACCAUUGAGGGCUUUGCUUACCUGUGGGCAGGAGCACGAGCUACACACGGUGUCAACCGCGGCCGCGUAUGUUACGAAAUGAAGAUCAAUGAGGAAAUUGCAGUGAAGCACCUGCCAAGUACCGAACCAGAUCCCCAUGUGGUACGAAUCGGAUGGUCCCUAAACCACUGCAGCACUCAGCUUGGUGAGGAGCCAUUUUCUUUUGGAUAUGGAGGAACAGGAAAAAAGUCCUGCGACUGCAAGUUUGCUGACUUCGGUGAGCGGUUUGGUGAAAACGAUGUCAUCGGUUGUUACAUUGACUUUGAAAGUGGAAAUGAGGUUGAGAUGGGCUUUACAAAGAAUGGGGUGUGGCUGGGUGUGGCUUUCCGUACAACCAGAGAAGCCCUGGCAGGCCGUGCCCUCUUUCCUCAUGUGCUGGUGAAGAACUGUGCUGUUGAAUUCAACUUCGGACAGAAGCGGGAGCCUUAUUUCCCACCUCCACCAGGAUACACCUACAUCCACAAUCUUAGCCUGGAGAACAAGAUCAGGGGUACAAAGGGACCUACCACCAAGUCUGAAUGCGAGAUCUUGCUGAUGGUUGGCCUACCUGCCUGUGGAAAAACUACUUGGGCUCAGAAACAUGCAGUGAAUAAUCCAGAAAAGAAAUACAACAUCCUGGGGACCAAUGCUAUCAUGGACAAGAUGAAGGUGAUGGGCUUGCGUCGCCAGAGGAACUACGCUGGGCGCUGGGAUGUUCUGAUCCAGCAAGCCACCCAGUGUCUGAAUCGGCUGAUUGAGAUUGCCGCUCGCAAGAGGCGCAACUAUAUCCUUGAUCAGACAAAUGUAUAUGGAUCAGCAAGGAGACGAAAAAUGCGUCCUUUUGAAGGUUUUCAACGCAAGGCUAUUGUAAUUUGUCCCACGGACGAGGAUUUAAAAGCACGAACAUUAAAGCAAACCAAUGAGCAGGGGAAGGAUGUGCCCGAUCAUGCUGUUUUAGAAAUGAAAGCCAACUUUACUCUCCCUGAUGUCUGUGACUUCCUGGAGGACGUGACAUUUGUUGAGCUGCAGCGCGAUGAGGCAGAGAAGCUCCUGAAGCAGUACAAUGAGGAAGGCCGCCUGGCAGGCCCACCUCCUGAAAAACGAUUUGACAACAGGCAGGGAGGGUUCCGCGGCCGUGGUGGGGGUAGCUUCCAGCGGUAUGACAACCGUGAUGGAUCUCGUGGUGGCUAUCAGAACCGCAGUGGAGAUGCAAACAGUGGAUACAGAGGAGCAGGCUACAAUCGUGGCAGUUAUAACCAGAACCGGUGGGGAAGCAACUACCGUGAUGGAGGCUCUGAUGCACGCAGCAGCUACAGUCGCCCUCAGCAGUCAGGAGGAAGCUAUAAUCGCCCAGCUCCUUACAAUAAAGGAGGAUAUAGCCAGGGCUACAGCCAGAGCUACAGUCCAGGGUACAGCCAGGGCAGCUACAACCAGAACUACUACAACUAUAGCCAGUACCCAGGAUACAGCCAGAGCUACAGCCAGACACCUGCCACUGGACAAACAUACAGCCACCAGCAGCAACAGCCACAGCAGCAGCCACAGCAACAGAGCUACAACCAGCAGUAUCAGCAGUAUGCUCAGCAGUGGCAGCAGUACUACCAGAACCAGAACCAGUGGAACCAGUAUUACAGCCAGUAUGGUGGCUAUCCUGGCCAGGGCAGCCAGGGACCUUCUGGUUCCCAGUAGCUUUGCUGUGCUUGUUGCUCUGCGAGCAGCGACGUGGUUUACGUCAUAAUGUCAUUGAAUUGUUUGACACUGUCGCCUCCAGCGCUCAGUGUGCACAUAUUACAGUUUGAUGUUUCUUUUUCUUUUCUUUUUUUACUGAACGAAGUCUUACUUGCAGCCACGAUAUGAUGUUUGCUGUAAUUGUUGUUUAUGUGCAGCAGGUGUGGGCAUGUCACGGCUCACACGCUCCACACCUCCUGCAGGCUGAACAUGUUUCCUAACGUGCAUCUUGAAAAGACAUGGGAUAGGAAAAGUACAGCAAAUCCUGAAUCAUUUUGCUUGUUUUGAGAAGCUUAAACAAGAACAAAGUGCAUGCUUUUGACCCCCCACGGCCCCCUUUCUGCUUUUUUCCUCCCUCCUUUAUUUUCAGUCCACUGAACAUUAUUUACUCCCAGUAGUUUUCUCCAUUAUGCAACUUUUUUUUUAAAUAGGUGUUGAUGCUAUAGUGUUUAAUCACCUUUAAGCAGAAUAUUUUUGCAGCGCGUUAAGUAGUUUUUAUGUGCAUUUUUUUUUUAAUCUCUUUGAUGUGAUUGCCGUUCAUUGAGUCAUAGAUAAAUCUUGCUCUGUCAAACUCAUUUUUUUUUCUACCCGUUCUAAAGAACACCUAGUCAUUAGUCACAGAAGCUCUUUCUUGUCUUUAUACAAUAAAUGUUAUUCUAUACGGCUGUA
Thalassophryne amazonica is the source of this 3286-nucleotide messenger RNA. It is a transcript of the gene hnrnpul1, whose product is annotated as heterogeneous nuclear ribonucleoprotein U-like 1. The transcript is spliced from 16 exons. Gene Ontology annotation, molecular function: protein binding. The coding region runs from base 128 to 2578 and encodes 816 amino acids. Lineage: Eukaryota; Metazoa; Chordata; Actinopteri; Batrachoidiformes; Batrachoididae. The record is from RefSeq and is a predicted model, not a curated record.